AUGCAUCAUCCAUACCUAAAGAGGUGGAAAGUAACACUUUGUAUUGCUUACAAAUUAAUUGGUAAAAUAAUUUUCUUGCAGUUUUAUUCAAUUCUGAGAUUAGCCGUUAACAGUUUUAAGGAGUUUGGAAGUAUUUAUAUUGACGAAAAUAGAAUUUCUUCAUCUUGCUAUCUUGCCUACACCAUCAUCAAUUGGUUACUUUGGUCCGUGCUCUUACUAAUGAGUUUGCUAGUUAUUGGUGCCUUGAUAAAGAAAAUUCGUAAACUACUAAUCCCAUUUUUGAUAUGGAUGGGUGUCGUGAUUAUCGGAGUACCAGCUGCAGAAGUUUGUGUGUUGAUUGCCAUAAAAAAUAUAUCUGUAGCAAUUAGUCUUACUCUACUUACACUCAUNAUGCUUAAAAUUUAUCAGAACAAUUGCUGCUUCAUCUAA
This is a messenger RNA of Centruroides sculpturatus (bark scorpion), 429 nucleotides long. RefSeq lists its product as uncharacterized. Lineage: Eukaryota; Metazoa; Arthropoda; Arachnida; Scorpiones; Buthidae. The record is from RefSeq and is a predicted model, not a curated record. The transcript is spliced from 4 exons. The coding region runs from base 1 to 429 and encodes 142 amino acids.